ACGAUUGGUUGCUAAGCAUAGUACGAUACCAUGGCACGGAUUCACCAUGGUGAUAUAUUAUUAUACCACCGAACGAACGAGUCCUAUGAUUAUUAUGAAUGAGAGUCCGCGUUAUACCACAUAGUCUUGUUUCUUUUUCCAAUCUCUUUAAUAACAUUGAGCUUGUCAACGAACAAAGAUGAGUUAUAGUGGCCGCUCCAUUCAAACCAUUGCAGCACGGAUCACGUUUCCAUUUGUUGUUUUCGGUUUAAUGAGCUACACAUUACACUCAUUUAUUGUCCGUGUAUAUGGUAAAUUCGAAAAUCUCGGGAUUCUUUCUUUAAAUGUUGCGCGGUUUCUUGGUUUCCAUAGGGUACCCGGGUGUGCGCGGAGAGCGAGGAAAACGGACGGACGUUGACGCCAAUCUAAUGUCUAUAAUAGGGCGCUUGUUACAACAACCGGAUGUUCGACUUUUAGUGAUUGCGGUUUCGUUGUGGGGGCUCUCCUUGUUCACAUAUACAAGAUUAUGGUUCACAUCACCAGGCCAUCCAACAACAAAAGUAGCAAAACCCUAUCCGUCGUCGUCGUCGUCGUUAAUUAAUGAUGAAAGUGGCAAUACACGAACGAGGCUACUUGACGAUGCUAAUUAUGCGCCUCGGUUAUCAUUAUGCGAUGCGGAUGGUCAGCCGAGAAUCUGUUCCGUAUGCAACGUGUUGAAGCCAGACAGGACGCAUCAUUGUCGACAAUGCAAUCAAUGCGUUUUAAAAAUGGAUCAUCAUUGCCCUUGGAUUGGUGGAUGCGUCGGCCAAAACAACCAUAAACUGUUUUACCUCUUCCUUAUAUAUACCACGACAUAUGCCUGCUGGAUGAUGAGCGUAAUAUGGUCACCAUUGACCCACGCCAUCUCAGCCAAUCAGCCCAUCACCCUGCGUCUAUGCUGGAAAGCGUACAAACUCUACCUUUAUACUCUGUUUCGAAUUGGCAUGAACAUUUACCACAUCGGGCGUUAUCGAUGCUGGAUCCCUCUGUUUACUGGCGUCACUGACUACUGGAGCGAAUAUGCUUGGAUUGAUAUACAUUGGGUGAUCAUGCUCGUACUAGGCAUCCUUUUCCCGGCAGUGCUAUGUGGUUUCACAGGGUUCCACAGCUAUUGCAUCUUGCGAAACAGGACAACUAUCGAGCAUGCUAGCACUCGGCCUUACCAUGUCCGUGUGGAUUAUUUCAACGACAACAACAAGAACAAGGAUAAAGAUGCUAGUAAGCAUGAUGGCGAUAGCAACAGUACUUUUGCCAUCCAUCAGCUCAAGUCUUCCGAGCGGCUGUGGGAUGAUGGCAUCAAAAACAACUGGAUAUCGGUCAUGGGCGUUUCUCCAUGGUUUUGGUUUGGUACAUAUAAACAUUUGUAUUCCAUGCUUCUAUGUUUAUUGCUGUAUGAUCUUUGUGUGUGGUGGAGCUGAUAAGUCUUUCAUUACCUCACAUAUUAUAUAUAUACACACACUAUACCAAAUGUGCGAAAUCCGUGUCCUCGUUCUGACGUAUCAAUAACAACAAAAGUGCCCCUUGGUCAUCAUCAUGAAAAGACGAGACACGAAUGCGAUUAUUUAUCCGGAAAUUUAAACCUGCAUAGUCGCAUCACUGACGGAAGCCGCUACGAGUAGCAGUAGCACCAACAGAAGUAAGAGUGGUAGAGGUGCCGUUGUUGCCACCCGAGUACGACAUAGUAAAGUUAUCGAAUGACAUUCUGUAAUAAACAUUUUUCCUUUUGCUGCUUGUUGAUUGAUGGUGUUGCUUUGUUGUGUUUGUAUACAUGUUAUGUGCCAUGGUAUGUA
Messenger RNA from Zychaea mexicana, 1808 nucleotides. RefSeq names its product DHHC palmitoyltransferase-domain-containing protein. Bases 324 to 1436 code for a protein of 370 amino acids. The transcript has 6 exons. Gene Ontology annotation, cellular component: Golgi apparatus; endoplasmic reticulum. Gene Ontology annotation, molecular function: protein-cysteine S-palmitoyltransferase activity. Gene Ontology annotation, biological process: peptidyl-L-cysteine S-palmitoylation; protein targeting to membrane. The record is from RefSeq and is a predicted model, not a curated record. Lineage: Eukaryota; Fungi; Mucoromycota; Mucoromycetes; Mucorales; Lichtheimiaceae.